CAGCUGUUCACUGCGUCCGCUGUUUGCUUCUGUUCCUAUCUCUCCGUUUUCUUCUCGCCAGUUUAUUCCUUCUCCAAUUUACCUGCCAGCGACCCCUAAACUCGAAGGGUCGUCGAUGGAGGCUAUCGCCAAAGACGCGCUUGAACGCUGGCUUGCCACCCUAUCGAAGGCGGACCCCGAUGCUCGCCUCGGCGUUUCUUUUCGGAACCUCUGCGCGUAUGGCUUCACGUCGUCGACUGACUACCAGGCCACGGUCGGUAGCUAUGUACUCGCAGUUGUCGCGGUGCUGGGCAGGAUGCUGGGCUGGCGACGGCGGCGUAAGGUAGAUAUCCUACACGGGUUCGAUGGUCUUGUGCGCAGUGGCGAGAUGCUGUUGGUCUUGGGGAGGCCGGGAAGUGGGUGUACCACCAUGUUGAAAGCACUGGCUGGCGAUACGCAUGGAUUUCAUCUUUGUGCAGGGUCAGAUAUCAAUUAUCAAGGUAUCUCCUUCGACAGUCUGCAUCACGACUGCGAGGGUGCGGCCAUCUACCAGGCCGAGCUGGAUGUCCAUUUUCCAGAACUGACGUUGGGUCAAACUCUCGGCUUCGCUGCUGCUGCACGAACCGGCCGAAAGCAUGAAGGUUCCAGUCAAGACAGCAGCAGCAGCGAGUUCGAGUCCUUGCCGCCAAGCCAGCUCGCCGCAUCUAUUUUCGGCCUCGCAGGUUCGAUGCAAACCAUGAUGGGCAACGAAAUGAUGCGCGGCGUGUCAGGAGGCGAGAAGAAGCGCACCAGCAUCGCUGAGGCCUUCAUGGCCGGGGUUCCGAUCCAAGUUUGGGACAACACCACCCGUGGCCUGGACAGUCUGACGGCGCUCGAGGUCAUCACCACCCUUAAGCGCGCCGCCACCGUCCGCGGAGCUUCCGUCAUGGUCAGUGUGUACCAGGCCUCCCAAGCCAUCUACAGCCAAUUUGACAAGGUCACACUGCUCUACGAAGGCCGGCAGGUGUACUUUGGGCCGGUUGACCAAGCGGUGCGCUUCUUCGAGCGGCUUGGCUUUGACAAGUCGGAAAGACAUACGACGGCUGACUUCUUGACUUCACUUACCAAUCCCGCCGAGAGAGUCCAUGUGGUGAGGGACGGGUUUGAAGACAGAGUACCGCGGUCUGCUGCCGAGUUUGCUGAUGCCUGGACCAAGAGCCCUGAGAGGCAGGGGCUCAUAGACAGUAUUGCUGCAUACAAUGCUGAGUACCCCUUAGGGCAAGAGGCAGUGAGGCGGUAUCAUUCUUCUAAAGCCACAGCUUUGGGAUACAAUAGAACUUCGCCAUAUAGCAUCUCCACUUGGCGCCAAGUUUCAGUCUGCGUCCGGCGAGGCUUCAAUAGGCUUCGCAAUAACUACGUGCCCGUGGUAUCGGGUGUAAUUGGGAAUACCGUCGUUGCCAUCAUCAUUUCUAGCGUAUUUUACAGCCUAUCCGAGACAACUGACAGCUUUUACAGGCGAGCUGUUUUGAUCUUCUACAGCAUCGUCAUCAAUGCUGGCAUUAGCGCAUUUGAGGUCCUGACCAUGUGGGCAGCUCGCCCUAUCGUCGAAAAGCACCACAAGUACAAGUUCUACCACCCCUUCGUCGAGUCGACCGCAUCCAUGAUAUGUGACCUCCCCAAUAAAAUCUUCACCUCUAUCGGAUUCAAUUUGUCUAUUUACUUCAUGACUAAUCUACGGCGAACACCUGGUGGCUUUUUCACCUUUUAUCUCUUCUCUUUUACUUGUCUGGUCACCAUGUCCAUGUUUUUCCGUAUGGUGGGCUCCCUAUCUCGUACCAUAGAACAGUCCAUGGCCCCCGUCGCAAAUUUGAUGCUGCUUUUUAUCAUCUACGCUGGUUUCGUCAUUCCGGCCAAGUACAUGCACCCCUGGCUGGGCUGGAUCAGGUGGAUUAACCCGAUUGGAUACGCGUAUGAGAGCCUGAUGAUCAAUGAGUUCUGGGGUCGAAUGUACUCUUGCUCAACUAUGGUGCCUUCAGGUCCUGCGUACACCCAGGUGUCUCCCACGGAGCGCGUGUGCUCUGCCGUGGGAAGCAUACCUGGCGAAGACUAUGUGCGAGGCGAAAGAUACCUCGAAGUUCAGUAUGGCUAUGUUCAGUCUCAUCUUUGGAGAAACUUUGGUAUCUUGCUGGCAAUGAUGAUUGUGUUCUGCUUCAUUCAUCUUCUUGCCGUCGAGUUCAUACCUGCCCAGCGAUCAAAGGGCGAGAUCCUUCUCUUCCGCCGUGGCCAUACCGCCUCAGAUCGACUGGUUGUUGUUGGCGACGAAGAAAAAGCAAGCGCAGCCCCCGACGUACCAGUACGAUCGGAUGUAAAAGAAGAGACCGAGCUGGUGGCGGGUCACAAGUCUGGUAUCUUCGACAACUUGCAGAAGCAGACUGCUGUUUUCCACUGGGAUGACAUCAGUUAUGACAUCGAGGUAAAACAUGGGAAAAAGCGAAUCCUUGACGACGUGGAUGGCUGGGUGAAACCGGGAACAUUGACUGCACUAAUGGGAGCGACCGGAGCUGGCAAAACCACCCUUUUGGACGUACUAGCCUGCCGCACAUCCAUUGGUGUUGUUUCUGGGGCAGCUUACAUCGACGGAAGACCUCGAGACAGCAGUUUUCAGCGCAAGACGGGCUAUGUCCAGCAAUCCGAUAUUCACCUGCCCACUGCUACUGUGCGCGAGGCAUUGGCGUUCAGUGCCUUGCUUCGACAGCCAAGGUCUGCCACAAAAGUAGAAAAGUUGGAAUACGUCGAGCACGUCCUUAGGGCCCUGGACAUGGAACUAUAUGCAGAUGCUGUGGUUGGAGUCCCGGGAGAAGGGCUGAACGUCGAGCAACGUAAACGAUUAAGCAUUGCCAUAGAGAUGGCUGCGAAACCAGAACUCCUUCUCUUUCUUGACGAACCCACCUCGGGUCUAGACAGUCAAACCGCAUGGUCCAUCUGCACCUUGCUUCGUCGGCUGGCAGACAAUGGCCAGGCCAUCCUCUGCACAAUCCACCAGCCUUCUUCGCAGCUCUUUCAGAUGUUUGACCAACUGCUGCUCCUCGAGCGAGGUGGUCGUACCCUUUAUUUUGGCGAUAUCGGCCGUCAGGCUGUGGGACUGGUCCAGUACUUUGAAGAUCUCGGGGCAAGAAGCUGUGGCGAGGGAGAAAAUCCAGCAGAGUGGAUCCUGGACGUUACGGGAGCUAAUCGCACGUCGAAACCAGACAUUGACUGGUCUGUGAAAUGGCGCAAUGGUCCCCGGAGACGCGAGCUCAAGCGGCAGCUGGCCGAGAUGAAGGAGGAGCUCUCAGCCAAGCCGGACUCUCGACCAGCUCGACUGCAUGAUGAGUAUGCUGGAUCAUUGAUCUCUCAACUCCUUCUUGUCACCCACCGGAUAUUCCAAGAGUACUGGCGCGAUCCGGUCUAUCUGUACUCCAAAGUAGCCCUAUCUGCCGGCGUGGCCUUCUUCAACGGCUUCUCGCUCUUCAUGGCCCCACUUGACAUUCAAGGCAUCGUCAACAUCCUGUUUUCCAUUUUCCUGCUCACCUCUAUCUUCAACAAUGUCGACCAGCAGAUUAUACCGCGGUUCAUCCGCGGCCGGCAACUCUUCGAGGCCCGAGAACGGCCUUCGAAAACUUACUCGUGGGUCGCCUUCGUAGCCUCCAACGUGCUGGUGGAGUUAUUCUGGCAGACCGUUACGUCCGUUUUGUUGUUUGUCGUUUGGUACUAUCCCACCGGACUGUGGAGGAACGAAGACCCAUCGUUCUCCCGCACUGAAAGGGGAGGUUUGAUGUUUGGUCUGCUGUGGAUAUUUUGCCUUUUUAUGUCUACCCUCUCGCAAGCUAUCGCGGCGGGUAUUGAACACGCUGAGACGGCUGUUAAUAUGGCGCAGCUUGUCUCAUCGCUGUGGCUGAUAUUUUGCGGUGUUCUAGUACCGCCCUCACAACUCCCAGGCUUCUGGAUCUUCAUGUACCGCGUGGCGCCGCUGACCUACCUCGUCGGGGCCAUGACCUCAGCUAGCAUCGGGAACACGGUCAUGACCUGCUCACCGUACGAAUUGCUGCGUUUUGACGCGCCGCCGGGCCAGACGUGCGGUCAGUACAUGGCACAGUAUUUGAGCUAUCCGGGCGUUUCGGGGAGUCUGAUCAACCCGGACGCCACGGAACAAUGUCUGUAUUGUCCAUUGCGGCAGACGAACGCUUUCCUUGCAACUAUGGGUAUUGAUGUCGACGACCGCUGGCGUGAUUUUGGACUGCAGUUUGUCUAUGUGGCUUUCAAUAUUACGGCUACCUUUGUCUUGUACUGGCUUGUUAGGGUACCGAAGAAGAAAACGAAUACGGCUGGAUAUUGAUCAGACAGAUUUGGUUAGAUGGUCUAUGUAUUGUCGUGCACGCGAUAAAAAGCGGGGUCUAGUCUACAAUGGAACAAGUGGGAUAUACCGACAAUUAUCUACAUAUUCAAUAUAAUUUACAUCCACGAAGGAAACGACUGCUGAGACUAAAGAAAAUAGAUAUAAUCACCAGGGGCCUGGCGAUGGUUAGCAGCAUGCGUGCAUCGGCACCGAUAUCUAUCUGGGACAUAUAUACA
Molecule: messenger RNA, 4569 nt
Organism: Pseudomassariella vexata
Lineage: Eukaryota; Fungi; Ascomycota; Sordariomycetes; Amphisphaeriales; Pseudomassariaceae
Product: AtrD, ABC-transporter
Exons: 11
Coding region: 116-4333 (1405 amino acids)
Biological process (GO): transmembrane transport
Cellular component (GO): membrane
Molecular function (GO): ATP binding; ATP hydrolysis activity; ABC-type transporter activity
Source: RefSeq, a predicted model, not a curated record